GCUGGCUCUGCAUUCUCCCCUCCGGCCCUCCCCUCGUCUUCUCUUCUCUUCUCCCCGCGGAGCGAGCGAGAGAAGCAAGGCCGCUCCGUGCCCCCAACCCCGCUCACUGAGCAAAGCGGAAAAAGCGAGGAAAAUAUCCUGCUCCAGCGAAGCACCGCAGGCCGCAGCCGCAGCCGCAGCAGAGAAGAGCAGACGCCAUCGCCCGCAGCCGCCGCCCCCGGAGAAUGGUGCGGGCCGGACCGCGACGGGCGAAGGAGGGCGCCGCGGCCCCCGGCGGCCCCCGCCGCCGCUGAUAGUAGUCUACCUGCUGCUAACCAGCCAUCUGAAGGCACAGUGGUCGCACGCGAGGGGCCCGGAUUGAUUGGGUGAUAGGCGGCGGGCGCAGAUCCACCGACCCCCUCGUCGUGCGCCUGUGUCUCUGGUUCCGGUCCGUGUCCCCUUGGCCGCUUGGUGGAGGCCGGAGGCGUGGUCGGUGCGUUUGGAGUUUGGGUAUGGCGGGUGGCGGCGAGGGGGAUCGCGUGGGUGUCGGGGGAGCCCAGCAGUUCGUGGACCGGAGCAAGGUGAGGAUUCUUCUCUGCGACGGCGACGCCACCAGCUCCCGGGAGGUGCUGCGGCUCCUCUGCAACUGCUCAUACCAUGUGACCUGCGCCAAGUCUCCGCGGCAGGUGAUCAAUAUCCUCAACUACGAGGGCGGCGAGAUCGACAUCAUCCUGGCUGAGGUCGAUCUUCCGGUCUCCAAGUGCUUCAAGAUGCUCAAGUACAUUGCCCGGAACAAGGACCUGCGUCACAUCCCCAUCAUAAUGAUGUCCAACAGAGACGAGGUGUCUGUUGUUGUCAAGUGCUUGCGGCUUGGCGCCGCCGAGUACCUGGUGAAGCCGCUGCGCACGAAUGAGUUGCUGAACCUUUGGACCCAUGUGUGGCGGCGGAGACGGAUGCUUGGUUUGCCCGAGAAAAACUUCUUCAAUGACAACUUCGAGUUGGUGCUCUCAGAACCUAGCGAUGCCAAUACCAAUAGCACCACCCUCCUCUCAGACGAGACCGACGAUAGGCCUAAAGGAAACACGAAUCAAGAAACAGGCACCUCAAAGCAACUUGAAUACGAGUCUAAUCCUUCGGUUGCUGAGCCCGACCAGAGAGAAAAGAUGGAGGGUGUUCCAGGCUCUGCCCUAGAUGCCAGUAAAAAAUCCUCUCCAAGAAGAGCGUUUUCACGCCCUAUAAAAACUAACCUGAGGGUUGCCGAGUCGUCUGCAUUUCUAGCAUAUGUCAAGCCAAGCACCCCAGCCACCAGCUCAUUUGACAGCGAAUUACAAAGGGGUGGCAGCCGAUUAGAUUCCUUGGAUAACCAGGGUAAUUGCUCUAGCGCAACCGAUAGAAGUGACACUGGUACUGAUGUAAAUAUUCGGAGUAAAGAAGCUUUUGAGAUGCCUGCGCAGUACCCUAUGGUAUGGUUUUCUUCCUCUAACAUGCAUAUGGAGCGAAGCAGCGAAGGCCAUAAUGAUACUUCAGGAACUCCACCUGCAUACCAUUUCCCAUUUUAUUACCCAGGGAUGGUAGAGCACAACAUGGCACUUUCGUCGGCGCAAGAUUUUCAAGCAAACAUAAACAAUGCUCAAGCACAUACACCGCCAGCGAUGCUUCCUCAGUACAAUGUUUAUCCUCAGUGCCAUGGUUUACCUGUGAUACCAUCAUUUCAGUUUAAUCCUUCUGGCAUGAGUACGCACUCAAGUCAUUUACCAACGCAAAAUGUGUGGUCAUCGGCAUCGAGCACACCACCAGUGCCUGAGGAAACAUGCAGUCGCUCUGAAAGGAGGGCUGCAGCACUUGCCAAGUUCAGGCUGAAGAGGAAAGAGCGCUGCUUUGACAAGAAGGUGAGGUAUGUGAACCGGAAGAAACUCGCUGAAACGAGGCCAAGGGUGCGAGGUCAGUUUGUUAGACAGCCAACCAAUACGGAUGUCAUCAGCAUUGGAGAUGAUAUAUCUGAAGACGAAGAUGACGAUCCAUCGUCCAGGGAGGUAGAUAUGGUUUCUUCUCCAGAGUAGUAGUGGAGAGGUCCUCCAUGUGAAAAAAUAGACUGCAGAUGGUUACUGCUCAUCUUGUUACAACUCAGUAGACCUAGGCAAUACACCCUUUUUGCUCACACACAGUAUUACAUUUUUGUCCCUAAAACAUGUGGCUGUUACCCUGGUUGCUUUAAUGAAGAAAUCAUCUUUGAUAAA
Zea mays is the source of this 2216-nucleotide messenger RNA. RefSeq lists its product as uncharacterized. Gene Ontology annotation, molecular function: protein binding. Lineage: Eukaryota; Viridiplantae; Streptophyta; Magnoliopsida; Poales; Poaceae. Gene Ontology annotation, biological process: cytokinin-activated signaling pathway; phosphorelay signal transduction system. The record is from RefSeq and is marked provisional.